UGGGCAUUGGCGGGCACGAGUUUUGGGAUUUCUCUCAAAGGGGAAAAAAUUUCUGGUCUUAAUUUGGUUAAGCUCUCUUCCACCCUUUCGGUGCUAAUGCUGCCGGAGUUAUGGCCGUUCCUCUUUUGUGCUCUUUCUCGGUUUUCUCCUUCUCAGAUCCCUGCCCAGUUCUCUUCCCUGCCCCUGAGUGUUUCAGUGAGUAGGGACUGGCCAUGCAUGAGACCCUCUUGUGUAGGGAUUAAUUUCGACCCUGGGAACUUGGCAUCUACGAUGUCUUUGUGGGGAUCUUAGCGAUGAUGGUCGAGCUACAAGGAACUGGAGAAUAACUUCACGAUGAAAUUGAGUCUCUCCAGGGUGGUUCAAGGCUGUCGCCUGGGCACAUUAAGUAAUCUGGGAAAGAAAGGGGACCGCUGCAUGGAGUUUCCAGGAUGUCUGCUCUACACCAGGACUGGGUCGGCUCCUCAUCUGACUCAUGACACAUUGCAGGUCAUCAGCGGGGUUCCUGCCAUGACUCAGCUCACCCUGUCCUCACUGGCAGAGCACUAUGAAAUCUUGGAGGAAUAUAAAGAAGGAAUUGGAAAAUUUAUAGGAAUGCCAGAAUCAGUGUUCUAUUGUUCCCUCCAUGAUCCUGUUAAUCCCUGCCCUGCUGGCUUUGUCACUAACAAGUCUGUGUCUGUGUGGGGUGUUGGAGGGCGCUUGGAAAUGACUGUGGCCAAGUUCAUGGCCAUUCAGCAGGCCCUUCAGCCUGACUGGCUUCAGUGCCUGUCCGACGGGGAGGCCUUGUGCGCUGAUGCCUCCUCUUCCAAGAGAGCCAAGAAGUCUGUGGAUCGGACCCUUGCCUUCCUAGAUGAGUGUCUAAAGCUCCAGGAACAGUCUGAGGUUCUUCGGAGUUGUGUGAUGAUUGGAGUAAUUGAAGGUGGUGAUAUACUAGAGGAAAGGCUGAGAUCAGCAAGGGAGACGGCAAAACGGCCUGUGGUUGGCUUCCUCCUGGAUGGUUUUCAUGGAGAUGCCAUGACAAAGGAGACGAGGUUAAGGCUGAUAUCGUCUGUCACAGCCGAACUCCCAGAGAACAAACCAAGGCUCAUCUGUGGUAUUGGGCAGCCAGACGAAGUACUGGAAUGCAUUGAGGCAGGGGUGGACCUAUUUGAGAGUUUUUUCCCUUACCAAGCGACAGAACGGGGCUGUGCCCUGACUUUCAGCUUUGAUUACGAGCCCAACCCCGAAGACAUGGUAUUACAGCAAAAUGGGCAGAAGGAAGGAGAAGAAAAUGGGGAACAUAUAGAUAAGAUUAUUACAACUAAAUGUGUUCCAGAAACAUCUUUUGAAAUAAAUCUGAAAGAAAAAAUGUACCGCGAUGAUUUUGGUCCUCUGGUCGGGGGGUGUUCCUGUUACUGCUGUAAGAACCAUAGUCGGGCUUAUGUCCACCACCUGCUGGUGACCAAUGAGCUGCUGGCGGGGGUGCUCCUCAUGAUGCACAACUUCCAGCACUAUUUUGGCUUCUUCCAUGCUAUCAGAGAAGCUCUGAGAAAGGAUAGGCUGGGGCAACUGAAGGAGCUCAUCUACAGGCAGGCAUGCUGAGGCCCAGGAAACAGAAGACAGCCACAAUGAGCAGCCAUCUCAGUGGAACAAAUGAAGAAACUCAGGACACAUGACAGACCCAGCUUUGAUGGCUAGGCUUUGGGACCAAUAAUAGCAAUAUUUAGCAUUUCUCAAGUUUUAGGGUUUGCAAAGUGAUUUUUUUUGGACAUUUGUUUAUUUUUGGUUCAAUUUUUAUUUCCAGGUUGUCUCCCGCCCUUCCAACCCUGCAUUAGAUUCACUGAAGGCAGAAAGUUUGAUAAACAGUAAAAUAAUUUAUAUUGUGCUUUAAGGCUUGAGGAACACUUUCAACACAUUGCCCAAUUCAUUUGAGAAUUCAACAGCCCUCUGAGGAAGAUGCUUACAGGUAUUAUUAUCCAAAUAGUUAGUAGGUAUCAGAGGCAAGACUUGAACUCAAGUCUUCUCCACUCCAAUUCUAACAUUUUAUUUUCUAUAGUGUCUUUUUUUCCCUAUAGAGAAGAUAGCUAAAGAUUAGAAGGAAUCCUGCCUCCUGGUGGUAAGAAAAGUAAGUAGAAGUUUCCCCUCUCCAAAAGUAUCUUUAAUUCCCCAUUUACUAGUGAAAGGUAGGAAUCACUGUAUCAGCAAGUUACAGUAUUUUAAUUUUAUAUCAUUAGACCCCUAUCCAUGGUAGGCCCCAAAGGUUGCCACUGCAAAUGUCACUCCUGUAGCCCAGAGUGAUUGAAUGGGGCAGAUUCCCAACAUUUUAGUGGCAUCUUUUUCCCUCCUGAGAAUGGUAGAUUCAGAAAUUUCUCCUCCUAUAACUAAUUCAGCUAAGUAUUAUUGUCCUCCAGGGGACAGUGUGGAACUGUUUUGUUGUGCCCUCCCGAAAACCAGCUUCUAUCUUCUUUGCUAGUUUAAGGCUAAAAACUGGCUUCUUGAUGGCAGACGCCUGCCGGCAAGACACCAUCAUAGGCCCAGGCUAAUAAAUCCUCAUCAAGUCUAUAGAGAUUCAUUUGGUAAUUGUAGGGGGUGGGGGGUAGAGGGGUGGCAUUUUUAGACCAGACUAUUGUUUGUACCGUUUAAUAUAUUUUCUUGGUUUUUGGUAUCUCAUUUUCUCUGGCACCAAAGACAAAGUAGCAGAAUGCUGUAGGAAGAGCACUUCAUUUGGAGUCAGAAGACCCGAGUUCAAAUUUUGGCUCCCUCACUUUAUUACCCAUGCGGCCUUGGGCAAAUUCCCUAACCUCUUUAUGCCUCAGUUUUCUCAUCUAUAAAAUGAAGGCAUUUGAUUAGAGGAUUUCUAAGGUCCUUUCCUAUGCUAAGUCCUAUGACUUUUGUUUCUUCAUUUAUGAACAAUUUUGUUUUAUUGUAACCAAUAACGGUAAUACUACAAAUUUGCAUAACAUUGUACAGUGUCCAGAUUGUUUUUAUAUGCAUUAUUCCAUCUGGUGCUACUAAGUAAUGGCUGAGAGAGAUCUUUGGAGACUGCAGGAGGAAAUUAAAAUUAUUCUGUAUCAUUUAAUAAUUGAUCCUUUUCUGUAAUUAACUCUCUUCUGUAUUAUUGCUCCAUUUUGAAUGAUUGCUCAAGCCACAUUUUUACAUCCUUGAAUUAAGUUCAGGAAUGCAGUUUUCCCUCUGAGUUAGUUUAAAGGUAUAAUUGAAAGGGAAUGUUGUGUAUCACUCGUGCUAUGCUAGCCCCUGAGACAUCUGUUUGUUGUCUGUAAGCCCCAAACAAGAUGUAUCUGCAUCCUUCCCUUCCUUGUUCAGUUAGAGGAGAUUUGAUCUCUAAGGGGACAGUGAGUCUGGUGGUAUUGAUCCCCUACAAAGAUUACAGGAGGCAGAUGAGUCCCAUAAAGCAAUUCACAUUCCUUAAUUGUCAGAGAGGGGCAUGAUUAACCAGACGCUUUUCUUGGUAUAGGCAAUUGCAAUGGGUGUGUGUAUGUGUGUGUGUGUGUGCGCGCGCACACACACGCACCAAUAAAAGAGGGUCCCCCUUUCUUAUUGGGGUCCCUAGCCUCACUGAGGUGCUCAAUCUGACCCUCUGUUAAGUUAUACAUGCCAUUGUUUAGACUGAUUUUGCUCAGAGUAUGUAUCUCAGUUUAUUGAAUUUUCUUGCAGCAAUGGAAAGAACUUGCAAGUCUGGAGACCUGGGUUCAAGUUACGAUUCUGUCAUUGAUUUGGUGAUGUUAGAGCAGUGCUUUCCAUGAGUCUCAAUUUCCUCGUCUUUUAAAUGGGGAUGAAAACUAUUCCAGUCUCUUAGGAUCGUUGUGAGGAUCCAAUGAAGUAACCUGUAAAGUGCUUUGUAAAUUGUAAAAUGCUGCAUAAAUAUAAGCUCUUGUUAGGAGUAGCCGGUGCAUUAAUGGUUAGGAGUAGAAGGUGUGUUAAUGACUUGACAUCAGCAGACCCUAAAGAGGAAAAGGCCUUUGAUGCCUGCAUACCAGGAAUGUGGUUCUCAUCUCUUGGAAUCCCCUGGUUCCUUCAGGGUUUAGUUCUGGACAUUCCUUCCUAUGAGGAAUCUUUCCCUGAUCUCCUCAAAUUACCCUGUAGUUACUUCUUGGGGGUACAUGUAUAUUCUUCCCCACCCUACCCUCAGAAGCCUGCUUGAGGGCAGGGACUGUUGUAUUUUUGUUUUGUAUUCCUAGUAUGGAACACAAUACUACGUUCACAGUAGUAGGUGUUUAAUACAUAUUUGUUGAAUAGAAUUGAAAAAAAUUGAAUCCGUGUCAUCAUUCAGCUUUCUGUGACUUUUCCUAGUCCUUGAUUGGUUUCCUCUUUUAUAUAUAGAUCUAAGGUAUAUCCAUUUAAAUUUUUUAUCUAUAUUUGUUCAUUGUUCUAACAUUACUUUUUUAUCUUCAGGGCAUCAUUUUUCUAGUUUUUUGGAAGUGACAUUUAUGGUAUCUUUUUUUUGCAAAGAAUAUUUGUAUAUGGAACAUUCAUGGCAGCAUUUUUAACCUAGCAUUCUCACAAAAGACAAGGAAGGGGUGCCUAGGGAAUACAAGGGCUCUGCCUUUGAGGAAUAUACAGUAUAAUUGAUAUUAAAGAAUGUCUGAUCUCAGCAGCUAAUCAUGACGGUUUAAAUAUUGCUGAUUUUGGGGGGUACCCAAACUAUUGGAAUCAGAAGGAUGUGAAUAACCAAGAAUCCCUAUUAAGUUUAUGGAUUUUAUUUAUGCUUAAAUAUAGUAAAACUUUUUUCUUAUUUUUUUCAAUUUAAGGAAAUCUCUUUUUGUUAUUGGUGGUUUAAAAAUAUUUCUUUCCUUUAGUACAAUAUCUUGCCUACUUAGAUAAAAUUAAAUAGACAAUAAACAUUUUGCUCAAAA
Molecule: messenger RNA, 4850 nt
Organism: Monodelphis domestica (gray short-tailed opossum)
Lineage: Eukaryota; Metazoa; Chordata; Mammalia; Didelphimorphia; Didelphidae
Gene: QTRT2
Product: queuine tRNA-ribosyltransferase accessory subunit 2
Source: RefSeq, a predicted model, not a curated record